Molecule: messenger RNA, 3128 nt
Organism: Erpetoichthys calabaricus (reedfish)
Lineage: Eukaryota; Metazoa; Chordata; Cladistia; Polypteriformes; Polypteridae
Product: mitochondrial intermediate peptidase-like
Exons: 19
Coding region: 280-2379 (699 amino acids)
Biological process (GO): peptide metabolic process
Cellular component (GO): mitochondrion
Molecular function (GO): metalloendopeptidase activity
Source: RefSeq, a predicted model, not a curated record
GAUGCUUGUUUAGUUAUUCAACAUGUCUGCCUCCUGUAUUGAGAGGUGCGACUUGAACUUUGCAUGUUUAGAAUAACACGUGCACAAUUGUUUUUAAAAAUGAUAAAGUAAACUCCAGAUUUAAUGUAUGUUAUUAAAGUUUUUGUUUUCAGUAAACCUACUGAAAUUAUACAAAUGCACUUUAGAAACUACUCGGCUUAAAAGGUGCCAGCGGGUGUUCUUUGGUAGUUGUCUGGAUUUUCGCCUUUUCAUAUUUUCUCUCAAGAGGCAGAAAUAAAAAUGAUUAUUACUCACCGUCUGUGGACGAAUGUUAGACGUUUCCGCGUUAAAAGUCUUUGCAGAAAUGUAACAACCUCAUGGUCGCCCGUCGGGACGGCGUUCAAUGUCCGGCAACACAGAAAAGUGGAUCUGCAGAGGAAAAACGUUGGCCUUUUUGGAGUUCCAGAGCUCAGUUCCCCCGCAGGGUUUGAAGAAGCCCAAGAAAGAGCUUUAAAAGAAACCGAGCGACUGGUGGAAAAAGCUUGCACUGUUCCCACUGGGCCACAGACUGUACAGACCUUUGAUCAGCUUUCAGACAGUUUGUGUCGUGUGGCUGAUUUGGCUGAUUUUGUUAAAGUUGCACAUCCAGAUUCUGCCUAUCGCGAGGCUGCAGAAAAAACCUGCAUCAAAAUUGGGACUGUUGUAGAAAAACUAAACACAAAUGUAGACUUAUACAGAAGUCUGAAAAAUCUUCUAGACAACAAGGAACUUAUGAAUUGUUUGGAUCCUGAAACACGGAGAGUUGCUGAGCUUUUUAUGUUUGAUUUUGAGAUUAGUGGAAUUCAUCUGGACAAUGACAAGAGAAAAAAGGCUGUCAGUCUAAAUGUUAAACUCUUAGACCUGAAUAAUGAAUUUCUUUAUGGCUGUCACCUUCCUAACAAAGUUGAAAAAACAGCAUUACCUGAUCACAUUCGGCACUGCUUUCAUCUUGAUGGAAAUUACAUUCAGAUAGGUGGAUUGUAUGCAGACUCGCCUGAUGAUCUGGUACGUGAAGCUGCCUACAGAAUUUUUCUUUAUCCAAAUCCAGACCAAAUGUGGUGUUUAAAUGAGCUACUGGAAUGUAGGAAAGACUUGGCUCAACUGGUUGGCUAUGAUUCCUUUGCACAUAGAGCUCUUCAAGGCACUAUGGCAAAGACACCAGAGACUGUCAUGGAAUUCCUUGGGCUACUGUCUGAAAAACUUCACGAUAGAGCAGCAAAUGAUUUUAAAAUGAUAAAGGAUAUGAAAAUGAAGUUAAACACAAGAAAUCCAGAGCUAUUUCCCUGGGAUCAUCCUUACUAUAGUGGAGUGUUGCGUGCUGAAAGGUAUAAUAUUGAACCAAGCCUAUACAGUCCUUUCUUUUCUCUUGGAGCCUGCAUGGAAGGUUUGAACAUAUUGUUUAGUCGCCUUUUGGGUAUAUCUUUUCAAACUGAACAGCCUCAAAAUGGAGAAGUCUGGUCUGAUGAUGUCCAAAAGUUGGCCAUACUUCAUGAAAAUGAAGGAUUAAUGGGGUACAUCUACUGUGAUUUCUUCCAUCGUCCUGACAAACCUCAUCAGGACUGCCAUUUCACAAUUAGAGGUGGGCGUAUAACAGAAAAUGGUGAAUACCAGCUUCCAGUAGUUGUUCUAAUGCUCAGCUUGCCGCACCCCACUAAGAAUUGCCCAACUUUGUUGACUCCUGGCAUGAUGGAGAACCUCUUUCAUGAAAUGGGACAUGCCAUGCAUUCCAUGCUAGGUAGGACCCGGUAUCAACAUGUAACAGGUACUAGAUGCCCUACUGAUUUUGCUGAAGUACCGUCAAUUCUUAUGGAAUACUUUGCUAAUGAUUAUCGGGUUGUUAAUCAGUUUGCAAGGCAUUAUCAGACUGGACAGCUUCUUCCUAAAAGUAUGGUGUCUCGCUUGUGUGAAUCUAAGAAAGUAUGUGCUGCUGCUGACACCCAACUUCAGGUGUUCUAUGCUGUCCUUGAUCAGAUUUAUCAUGGCAAGCAUCAUAAAAGAGCAUCAACUACUGAGAUUCUGAAAGAAACACAAGAGAAAUAUUAUGGACUUCCAUAUGUUCCAAAUACGGCCUGGCAGUUAAGAUUUAGCCAUCUCAUCGGUUAUGGAGCAAAGUACUAUUCCUAUCUCAUGUCAAGAGCAGUAGCAUCUAUGUUGUGGAAACAGUGCUUCUCCAAGAAUCCAUUUGACAGGGAAAUGGGAGAGCGAUACCGCAGUGAGAUGUUGGCACAUGGUGGUGCUAAAGAACCCAUUCUCAUGGUUAAAGGAAUGCUUCAGAAGACUCCAUCUGUAGAAGAGUUUGUGGAUGCACUAGUGUCAGAUUUGAACCCCGACUUUGAAACUUUUCUCAUGGAUUCCGAAUAAACAGAUAUGUUGUCAUUCCCUUUCUUGAAUAGCAGUUGUGAAUCAAGAAAAUGUAAUUGUUACUCACUUAUGUAUUAUAUUUAACACGGAAUAUAAUCUACUAUUAAUUCAUCCCAUGUCAGUUCAACACUUAGAUUUUUUUUGUUCUGUUCUAUUAAAGUAUAACAGCAGUUGAUGUUGUUUUCUAUUCCGCAGUUUAUUAGCACUGCACACAGAGUGGAUGUUAAAACUCUAUGUACUGUUGCUUGGGUGAAAAUAUUCACUCUAAAUGUUUAUUACUAAAUAAUCAAGUUUCCCCAUGUUGUAGUUAUUCUUACUUUCUAGUCUAAAUGUAUAUGUACUGUACUUUAGUCAUUUAAAUGCUAAACUUUGAGUGUUUUUCUUCCUCUUUUGGGGGGCACAUUUAUCCAAAUAUAAUAUUGCAAAAAAACAUAAUGAAUCUGUCUUUAGAGAUAUACAUUUGGAAUAGUUUUAAUGAAUUAAUUUGAAAGUAAUUCUUGAAAUUAGAGUUAUAUUUGAAUAUUUUGUGUUAAUUGUUUCUUUUAUUAAAAUAAUACAUUUUAUUUGUGGCCUUUCUCAGAUGAUGCUAAUUAAAAAUCUAAUGGCUAUUAGAAGUUCUGAAUGAAAAUCCAUUAUUUAUGUUUGUGGCACUUUUUUUCCUUUUUUAAUGUAGUAGUCCUUGUUAAAUGUUAUUUGUUUUUAUUAAAUGUAUAUAUUUUUGUGCAUUGAGGCUACUUUGCCAUUAAAGA